Hydractinia symbiolongicarpus is the source of this 2616-nucleotide messenger RNA. RefSeq lists its product as uncharacterized. Lineage: Eukaryota; Metazoa; Cnidaria; Hydrozoa; Anthoathecata; Hydractiniidae. Bases 1 to 2616 code for a protein of 871 amino acids. The transcript has 2 exons. The record is from RefSeq and is a predicted model, not a curated record.
AUGGCUGGUAGCAAUGGGUUUAGAGUAGUUUUAAACUCAUUAGGCAGAUUUGUUUUGCAGCGGCCUGCUAAUAAUACCAACCAUUCUAAUAAUAAUAUAGAUAGUAAUAAUGCACCAAAUAAUAUAGCAGAAGAGUUUGAAAAUGAUCCACUAGGUAAUGUUAGUUCUUCCUCCAGAAUAUCCACCUUACCGCAUGUUGAAGUGAGAAGUCGACGGUCCACCAAUACUUCUCGCAUGUUAGCACACAGGGCAAUUGAAACUCCUGCUGAAGCGGAAGUUAGAAGGAGGCGCAAUGCACAGCAGGUAGCUGCUGCGAGGAGAGUAGAGCAAGUAGGAGUACGAGAAGAGAGACUUGCACGUAAUGCUGAAAACAUGAGGCAUGUCAGAGAAAACGCACGUAGAGUUUUUCAUAAUAUUGCAAGGGAUUUUGGUGUUGUUUCUCAAACUUCUGUACACACACUUGGUCCUAUGUCUGACACAUGUCCAUAUUGUUCCAGUAAAAAAUUUCAAAAUGAAGGAAAUUUUAAAUGUUGUCAAUCCGGUAAAGUAGCCCUUCCUGAAUUAAAUGAAUACCCUGAAGAGCUGACUCACUUGCUUACGGGAAGGGAGCAAUUAUGUAAAAAUUUUCAAACAAAUAUACGAAAAUAUAAUUCAUCUUUUGCUUUUGCCUCUCUAGGAGCAAAUAUAAGACCUCCACAAGGACAUGGGCCCCCUUGCUUUAGGAUAAGUGGACAGCUUUUUCAUCGGUCUGGCUGUUUGCAUCCUCCUGAAAAUGUUACACCCUCCUUCAACCAGUUGUAUAUAAUAGAUUCAACAGAAGCACUUAACAUUCGUUUGAAUAAUCCAGCAAAUGCCGAGUGUUUAGAAGAGGUAAUGCACAUGCUUCAUACUGUAAUGGAAAGAGAAUCUCCUUUCAGUGCAGCGUUCAAAAAUAUGUUUGCAGUUGAAAUGGAGGAAAAUCAACGAGCAGUGCGUGAAAAUCGCCCAGCUUCUCAAGUAACGAUGCGAAUGCUCGCUGGUGGAGAUAGGAGGCGAUAUAACACUCCAACUCAAGAUGAAGUAGCUGUGGUAUUUGUUGGCGAAGAUGGUGCACCACCGACCACACGAGAUAUUGUAAUAUAUCCAAAGGAUCGACCAUUAACUAAUCUCUCUACGAUGUCGGCAAAUGUUGACCCAAUGAUGUAUCCCGUUUUUUUUCCAAGGGGAGAUCCAGGAUGGUAUAAUAACAUUCUCCACGUUGAAGAACACCGCACAGCAAGACGUCAAACAGUAACAAUGUUACAGUUCUAUGUGUAUCGACUUGCAGUAAGGAAUAGCUUCAGUUCUAUUCAUUACGGCAAAAAAUUAUUGCAGCAGUACAUUGUUGAUGCAUAUACUAAGGUUGAAGGUCAACGUUUAGAUUUUAUACGCAGAAAUCAAGCGCAACUAAGAGCUGAGUCUUACCAGGGCUUGGUAGAUCAUUUGAGUAUCAGAGCUGACGAAAGACAGCUCAAUCCAGGACGUAUUAUAAUUCUUCCAUCUUCAUUUCAAGGUAGCCCAAGAGCAAUGCGUCAAAAUUACAUGGACGCAAUGGCCAUUGUUGCAAAAUAUGGAAAGCCUGAUUUAUUCUUAACUUUCACAUGUAAUCCAAAUUGGCCAGAGGUUAAAGACAAUCUCUUUCCCGGUCAAAGUCCAUGCGAUCGGCCAGACCUUAUAGCAAGGGUCUUUAAUUUAAAAUUGAGAGAACUUCUUGCAGAUAUACACACGCGAGGAGUACUAGGUAAAACCAUAGCUUAUGUUCAUGUAAUAGAAUUUCAAAAAAGGGGACUUCCACAUGUCCAUAUGCUUAUACAUUUGACUCACGAAGACAAGCUCCGCCAUGCUGAUGAUAUUGAUACCAUAAUAUCAGCGGAAAUUCCUCUUGAAAUAGAUGAUCCGCAAUUAUAUAAAACAAUAAAAAGUUGCAUGAUUCAUGGUCCAUGCGGACAUUUAAAUCCUGUUUCUGUUUGCAUGGUAGAUGGGAAAUGCUCCAAAGAAUUCCCUAAAGAUUUCUCAAAUUCCACAGUUUCAAAUCGUAAUGGUUAUCCAAAAUAUAGGCGUCGUGAUAAUGGAAGGACUAUUACUAUCAGAAAUUCAGAUAUUGAUAACAGAUGGAUUGUUCCUUAUAACCCUUAUUUGUCAAAAAAAUACAAUGCUCAUAUAAAUAUUGAGGCCUGUAUGACGGUUAAAGCUGUAAAAUAUCUUUAUAAGUAUAUAUAUAAAGGUUUUGACUGUGCGAAUAUUCAGAUAAACGAAAGGUUAGAUCAUGAUGAAGUAACAACUUUUCUUGAUGCAAGGUACGUAUCUUCUCCAGAGGCAUGUUGGCGUCUUUUUGCUUACAAUUUGCAUGACCAAUCACAUGUUAUAUUCAGACUAGCUCUUCAUUUGCCAAAUUAUGAAAGGGUUUACUUUCGUGAAGGUGAUGAAGCAGCUGCAGUUGAGAGAGCUGAAAAUCGCCUUUCUCAUCUCACUGCUUGGUUUCUACUUAAUCAGCAAAAUGCAAAUGCAAAUAUGUACUUAUACACUGACAUUCCGUACCAUUUUGUGUUUGAUAAAUCACAAAAUAAAUGGAAGGUGAGAAGAAGAGGGGGAAGGUGA